AGCACCUGUGCCACUUAUCAUCUCACCCCAGCACCUGUGCCACUUAUCAUCUCACCCCUGCUUCACCAGCUGUUCUCAAAUGCUGUGGGUUACCGGGUAUCCAAGACUACCAUGAAGGUACCGGUGAUAACAGCCCUUCCCAAGAACAACUGUCUUCAAGAGCUUCGGCAUUGAGCGCUACAAGCGCUCGAGGAACGUACAAAAUUAACACCUGUCAUGUCCUGCGCACACCUUUCACCGCAGCACUCCCACUAUCCCCCUUCAACAAGCCUGGUGAAGCUUGGGUUGUAUGUCAACCCGCUGGUUAUCGUGAUCAGAUAUUCUGACUCGCAGGUACAGGAUUUGAAGUGCCAAUCAACUCAAUGCUCUUUCCGUCGAGCGCCCAGCACCAAGAAUCUGUACCCCUCCUUUCUGUUCAUCUCGUCUCCUCAGCGACAACCUCUCGCAAUGUUUCAGAUAGUAUCAAUACAUCUUGCUCGGGCACAUCUGACCUACCCAGCCCAUCUGCCCAGGAAGGCCUGAUAUCGCCAGAUGAAUUCAUUCCCACGUUUUCGCAUACACCGGUUUCCCCCAACUCAGGGCCUUAUUUUUCGACCCCCAGCCUUCGCACCUCUCAGUCACCCACUUCACGAACCGAUUUGCCGCGGUUGGAUAUGAACUCUCUCCAGAGCACGUUUGGCCAACUUCCCAUUACGCCUGUUUCGGCUUCACGCCCCUCUGACUUUGAGCAGAGUGCUGCACAUGGCCAGGACCUGAUAAUGCAUGGAUACCUAUCCCCAAGCACUCCUGGUCGUGCAGACUUGUCCAAUUUCUCUCGUGACCAACCAGCCACCAGUACCGAUCCAAACGGCACAGUUCUUGUCGAAGGAAAUGAUAAUCGUAAGCGUGGAUUUGCCAGCGAUCUCUCCGGGAUGCUUCCUACCCCCAUAUCCCCCAGUACAACUUCCGGAAGGACGACCCCUGUCCAAGCGAUCGACUUGACAGAUUGGAUUACUCGGAGUUACGGUCUUGAUCCCAUAGCUGGGGGCGCUUUUGGCAACGUCUGGAAAUGCACCUACGACGAUGGUACAAUAUGCAUCCCGGUUGCUGUGAAGGGAUUCAGAUUUCAAGUCAACAAGCAGACCUCCAAGAAACUGAGAAGAGAAAUGGGUAUUUGGAGAAGACUCAGUCACCCCAAUGUCAUGGAAUUCAUGGGCUAUGCUUUUGGCUUUGGCGUUUCGAUAGCCCUUGUUGCUCGUUGGGCUGCAAAUGGAACUUUGACCGAUUGCCUGGAGAAAAGUUGGCCGAUCAUCACUAUUGCUGAGCAACUAAAUUUGUUGGACGACAUCGCCUCUGGUCUCACUUACUUACACUCCUAUCCUAAUAAUCCCGUUACCCAUGGGGACCUCACUGGGUCUAAUGUUCUUAUCCUCGCGGAUAUGACCGCAUGCAUCGCCGAUUUUGGACUAUCAAGCAUGCUUGGCGACCUGCAAACUGGUACGACUUACCUCGCAGCCACCGCUAUGUAUCCAGGAGCAGUACGAUGGACAGCUCCCGAGCUACUUCUGUCUGAUGAUGUACAGCCAACGACGCUCAGCGACAUUUACUCUCUCGGCAGUAUCAUGCUUCAGGUUCUAUCAGGCAAAGUGCCCUGGCACGAGACCAAGCGUGAAGUGAUAAUCAUACAGGAUAUCCACCAUGGAAACACCCCACCAUGUCCAUCCCACUCUCCCCUUGUGAACGAACUUUGGCCGUUUAUCCGUCAAUGCUGGUCGUUAUCACCAGCCUCACGACCCACAGCAGGCACCGCCCUCGAAUUCAUUCGACAUGUCAGAAUUAAAUUACUCCCAUCCCCUGUAGUUGGCCACGAUGCACCCAGUACCGUUCCACACUCUGCAAGCAGUCCUGGUCCUGGUCCAUCAAAAAAGCCACGCUUGACGAUAAUUACGUAGGUAUCGGAGUCGGACUAUUAUAAUGAAGGACUACUAGUAGGUGAUGAUGGUGAUGAUGCAGACCUUAGCUUGAUGGACGGCUGCAUAGCAGGCAUCCUUUUGUUUAUUUUCGUAUUAACCCUCACUGCACGGCCCCCUCACCUAAAUUUAUCGUAGAUCUAAAGUGACAGGAAGCCCUGUUUAUAAUACACACAUAUGCGUUUAGUAUACCUUUGUAGUCGUUCUUUUGCCUCGAGGGUUCGAUUCGUAAUUCGUUUCCUGUGGUAUCGGAGCUGUGCUUCGUCCUCUGGCA
Suillus clintonianus is the source of this 2223-nucleotide messenger RNA. Its product is annotated as kinase-like domain-containing protein. The record is from RefSeq and is a predicted model, not a curated record. Gene Ontology annotation, molecular function: protein kinase activity; ATP binding. The transcript is spliced from 9 exons. The coding region runs from base 363 to 1931 and encodes 522 amino acids. Gene Ontology annotation, biological process: protein phosphorylation. Lineage: Eukaryota; Fungi; Basidiomycota; Agaricomycetes; Boletales; Suillaceae.